UCAACCACAGGUAUGCGCCUCUCACUCAACUCUGAGAAGACAUUAGUCAACAAAUGCCGAUACUUGGUGCUUUUAUCAAAAAAAAAUCCCAUGUGAAUGAAUGGAACAUAUUUUCAAACAAGAUAUCGCUCAAGAGUAUUUGCCGAACAUAGCUGAGAAGUUCACAUUUGAGAAUAACUGAUUUAAAGCCUGACCAUGGCGACAAUUGGAGAUUUCGACCCGCUCAACUCAACGGUACCUGCGACCAAGAUUGAAGUUACCGUUUCGUGCAGGAACCUGCUGAAUAUGGACACUUUCUCCAAAUCAGACCCUGUUGUAGUGUUGUACGUUCAAGGCAUCGGGACAAAGGAGUGGAGAGAGUUUGGCCGAACGGAAGUGAUCGAGAACACGCUGAACCCGGACUUUGUGCGGAAGUUUGUCCUGGAUUUCUUCUUCGAGGAGAAGCAGAAUCUUCGCUUUGAUGCGUACAAUGUGGACACCAGAAGUUCAAACAUUUCAAAACAUAAGGACUUCCUGGGCCAGAUGUUCUGCACUCUGGGGGAGAUCAUCGGUUCCACAGGCAGUCGGCUGGAGAGAACCCUCUCUGGGAUCCCAGGGAAAAAGUGUGGGAACAUCAUAUUCACCGCUGAGGAACUGAGUAACUGCAGGGACAUUGCUACCAUGCAGCUGUGUGCCAACAAGCUGGACAAGAAAGACUUCUUCGGCAAGUCAGACCCAUUCCUGGUCUUCUACCGCAGUAAUGAAGACGGAACGUUCACCAUCUGCCAUAAGACGGAGGUGGUAAAGAAUACUCUGAACCCUGUGUGGCAGCCCUUCACCAUCCCUGUACGAGCCCUCUGUAACGGAGACUAUGACAGGACAGUCAAGGUGGACGUGUAUGAUUGGGACAGAGAUGGAAGUCAUGACUUCAUUGGCGAGUUCACCACCAGCUACAGAGAAUUCUCCAGAGGCCAGAGCCAGUUCAACGUCUAUGAGGUUCUAAACCAUAAAAAGAAAGGCAAGAAGAAGAAAUACAUCAAUUCAGGGACAGUCACACUGCUGUCCUUUAAAGUGGAGUCAGAAUACACGUUUGUAGACUUCAUCCGGGGAGGGACGCAACUCAACUUCACAGUGGCCAUCGAUUUCACAGCGUCUAAUGGUAACCCAUCCCAGCCCACAUCUCUGCACUACAUGAGUCCCUACCAGAUGAAUGCCUACGCAAUGGCCCUGAAGGCUGUGGGGGAGAUCAUCCAGGAUUACGACAGUGACAAGAUGUUCCCUGCCUACGGCUUUGGAGCAAAGCUGCCCCCGGAUGGCAAGAUCUCCCAUGUCUUCCCACUGAACUCCAACAGUGAGAACCCAAACUGUGUGGGUAUCGAGGGAGUGUUGGAGGCCUACUUCCAGAGUCUCCGAACUGUUCAGCUCUACGGGCCCACCAACUUUGCUCCUGUCAUCAACCAGGUGGCACGGUGUGCUGAGGAUGUGACUGACGGAUCCCAGUACUUUGUGCUGUUGAUGAUCACAGACGGAGUCAUCUCAGACAUGGUGCAGACCAAGGAGGCUGUGGUCAAUGCUGCCGCUCUGCCCAUGUCUAUCAUCAUAGUGGGAGUGGGUCCUGCUGAGUUUGAUGCGAUGGAGGAACUGGAUGGUGACGAGGUCAGAGUGUCCUCUAAGGGGCGCAUUGCCGAGCGAGACAUAGUCCAGUUUGUGCCUUUCCGGGACUACAUAGACCGCCAGGGCAACCAGGUGCUGAGCAUGGCACGGCUGGCCAAGGACGUGUUGGCAGAAAUCCCUGAGCAGCUGCUGGGUUUCAUGAAGACGAGGGACAUCGAGCCCCGGCCCGCCUCCUCCACCACCACUACCACCCCGCCAGGACUCCACAAGCUGCGCAUCUGAGAGAGGGGUUUGGGUGGGGUCUUUGGUUCUUGGGUUUAGAGACAUUGUUUGGACCAUUUUCAGUUGCAGCAAAUACCUGAAGAGAC
Molecule: messenger RNA, 1961 nt
Organism: Oncorhynchus gorbuscha (pink salmon)
Lineage: Eukaryota; Metazoa; Chordata; Actinopteri; Salmoniformes; Salmonidae
Product: copine-9-like
Exons: 20
Coding region: 196-1875 (559 amino acids)
Biological process (GO): cellular response to calcium ion
Cellular component (GO): plasma membrane
Molecular function (GO): calcium-dependent phospholipid binding
Source: RefSeq, a predicted model, not a curated record